This is a messenger RNA of Closterium sp. Yama58-4, 669 nucleotides long. Lineage: Eukaryota; Viridiplantae; Streptophyta; Zygnematophyceae; Desmidiales; Closteriaceae. The record is from the annotation of a GenBank genome assembly.
AUGGAGGCUGGAAUCGGGGUUUUGGGUAACAAGGUCGGCAUGCUGACGUGGUUCACUGAGGACGGCAAGGCCGUUCCCUGCACGGUGAUUGGCUUCCACGAGGGUAACAUUGUUACGCAAGUGAAGACCACCGACACCGAUGGUUACAAUGCUGUGCAGGUGGGUUACCGGCGUGUGCGCGAGGGGCGCUUGUCGAAGCCCGAGGCGGGGCACGCGAAGAAGAGCGGCGCGCCGCCGUUGCGCCACCUGCAGGAGUUCCGCCUGCCCGCGGAGACCGUGGCGCAGUUCACGCCCGGGCAGCAGAUCAAGGUGGAGGAGCUCUUCCAGGCGGGCGACCUCGUGGAUAUCAAGGGCGUCAGCAUCGGCAAGGGAUUUGCUGGUGGCAUCAAGCGGUGGAACUUUGCCCGUGGUCCCAUGACCCACGGUUCCAAGUCGCACCGUCAGCUGGGUUCCAUCGGUGCUGGUACCACCCCCGGUCGCGUCUACCCUGGAAAGAAAAUGCCAGGGCAGCUGGGUAACGCCCAGGUGAAAAUCCGGAAGCUGAAAAUCAUGAAGGUUGACCCUGAGCUCCGGGCGGUUAUUAUUCGGGGGGCUGUGCCCGGGAAGGCCGGAAAUUUGCUGCGCAUCUGCCCGGCAAAGAUUGUGGGGAAGAAUGUGCCCGCCAAGUGA